CUGUGCCACUGUCAUCACUCCAGCUCUGAGCCAGUUUCUUCAGCCUCUUAGUUUGUCCUGAUUUUCAUUUAAGCCUACCAUGAGUGAAAUAUUUUUGCUUUAUAUCCACGGAGCUUUGGCAAAAUUAAAGAAAAGCGCAUCCUGCCUUUGUUCGGCUAUCUUUUUAAAUAUUAACAAGUUGUCAUGUCAUCUCUGACUGGAAAAGGAGAGAGAUUUCCUGCCUCGGUCAGAACAGCACACUGGAGCUCAGAAGUGCAGCAUCACUGUGAGCCCGACGGCUUUUCUGCAAGUAUUAAACUGAAAGACUGCCAACCCAAGGUGCGCCCUACUCCUGAGGGUGCCGGAAAGACCAGAGGCGACCCACAUCGGAAUAUGUGCCAGAGAGCAGACGCUGUCCCGUCAUACAAGUCCCUCCCUGGAGCUAUAGGAGACCGCAUCAGGAGUACUAUGUCCUUUGGUAGCGGGACUAUAUGCAGAGGCACUAUGUCGGCGUAUCCCGGCUUUGGGAGGUCAGAUGGUAAAGUUGCGUGUUGUGAGAAGUGCUCAGCGACCCUUGUUGCUCUGAAGAAACAAGCUCUGAGCCUGGCUGUUCACCAUCAAUUCUCCUGCAAGGACUCUAGUGACCUGUGUGCAUUUCUUCACGACAACCUUCGCGUCCAUAGUCGGUCCACCAAUGAGUGCAGGGACAGAGACAGGGAGCAGGGUGAGUGUGGAGCCUGCGGUGUAAACCUGAACCAGCUCAAAGAAGAGGCUGUCCACUUGGCUCUGAGCAGGGGUCAACCAUUAGCUAAGCCUCCCUUUGAACCCAGCUUUAGCACCAGUCCACUGCUGGGACAAAGUGAGACAAAGCAUGGAGACAGAGCUCCAAGGGAAGCUGCCACUGCUGUGCAUCAACCACGCAGUCGCACCCACACUCCUCACAGCCCAAGAAGUCCGAGGACGCCUCAGAGGACGCCUCAGAGGACGCCUCAGAGGACGCCUCAGAGGACCCCUCAAACCCUCAGACGGAGGGGGCCUAAGCUCCCCAACCCCGAUAUGGACCGCUGGGUAGAGGAGCAGCAGCAGCUGGUCACUUCUAAACCUGUGUCCAGCACUGAUGGUGUCACCAUCUACUCUCACCAUCAGGCUGCAGAUGAUGCUGCACUGGGCUGUGGUGACGCCGGGACCGUACAGACUAGCUCAAAGAUCCCUCACAUAUCCAGAGUGGUGAACAUUGCCAACACUGCUGCUAUGUCCCUUAUAGCAAGGGCAGUCGAGAAACUCAACCUGAUAUCGAGGAAAAAAGGCCAGGCUUCUGAUCCAGCUCCCGCUCAUCUCUCCACCUGCUUCAGGGAGAUGAUCCAGAAAAACCCACCGCCUGUCCCCUCCUGCCUGCUCCAAGCUGCCACUAGAACCAAAGACUCGCCCAAUGUUGGCAAGGUCAAAGUCAUACUGAGGGUGAGCCCAACGCUGUCAGAGGGCCAAAACCAACCACCUGUUCUUCGGAUUGACCCGUCGAAGAAAAGAGUCACCAUAAUGGAACCAGUCAGCAAAAGCCAACCAUACUCUACGAUGACACUGGGCAGGGAUGGCAAGAAUCUUCUGAAGACCUUCAACUUUGAAGCUGCCUAUCCUCAAGAGUCAAGCCAGGCCGAGGUGUGUGCAGGCGUCUUGGCUGAUGUCAUCCGCUGCGUGCUCAGCGGCAGCGAUGGAUGUGUUCUGGGUUUGGGAUGUGCUGAUGUGGGCUCCUGGUCCAGCAUGGUGGGGAGUAGUGAGGGCAUCCAGAAGCUCGGGCUUAUUCCCUGUGCCAUCUCCUGGCUGUACAGUGCCAUCGAGCGGCGGAGGGAGAAGACCUGGACUGAUUUGACUGUAUCAGUAUCUGCUGUUGAGCUCUGCUGCGGAGAGGAUGACACGCUGAGGGAUCUGCUGGGGGAGGUCAUCCCCUCAGUAGGCGGUAUCCAGGACAGCCCAAAAGCCCAUAUUAGACUCCAAGAGGACCCUAUCUACGGGAUGCAGCUACGUAACCACAACCGGGUGAAGGCUCCCACUGCUGAGCGGGCUGCUGCCCUCCUGGACGCGGCCAUUGCAGCGCGUCGGCACAGUGACUUCGUUACAUACCUGUCCCACAGCUCUAUAAUGUUCUUCACUCUCCAUGUCCAGCCCCCUCGCACAGAAAGCAGCACCAUUGGGAAAGGUUCACGUGGCCCCACUAAGUUGACCAUGAUUGAUGUGUGUAGUGGUAUGAGGGGUAUGAGCAAAAAUAAACCUCCAUAUUCAGAACUGGGUCCUGUUGUCUUGUCUCUUCUAAGUGGACAUAAAACCACCCACAACAAGGUUAGUAAGUUGACUAUGCUCCUUCGAGAGUCCCUGGGCCAUGUAAAUUGCCAUACCACAGUGAUCGCUCAGGUUGCUGAUUCACUGGCACACCUUCAAGAGACCUUCUCCACUAUUCAGCUGGCUGCUCACAUCCGCAGGACACAGAAGAGGACGAAGCAAUCCACCUCAUGUUCUCCUUGCGGGAGGAGUUUGACUAAAGAUUAUGGGCCUCAGUCUUUGUCCCUGCGGGCAUUCCACUCCACCGAUGAGAUUGAUGUUGACACCCCUCGCUUCUGUUUGCGUGGUGAACUGGAUGAGCGCUCCAGCAGUGACCAGUCCUGUGACACAGUCAUCCAGCUUGACUCACAUGGCUUGGUCAAGUCCAAAGCAACCUCAAUACUGGCUCAACCUGAAUUUGUGCCCAUCAUACCCUCUUUGCAUCCGAACAAGGCUGACAUGGAGGACCCCGAGUUUACCGCUCUGCUCCAAGAGCUUCUGAGAAUUCCUCAGCUGCAGGGAGAGAAGAAGAACGAGGAAGCUGUUCAAGGGAAUAUUGAAGUACCGAAAGCAGACACGAAGGGGCCAGAGAGGGACUGUCUUAAAUGUGACACAUUUGCUGAACUUCAAGAGCGUUUGGGCUGUAUUGAUGGAAGUGAGACAUCAACAGAUGUGCUCAAGCCAAAAGGGCCUUCUGUUAACAAUGCCACACCCAAAUCACAACCACAGAAAGGAAUGGGGAAACAGACAGACACAGAUUCAUCAGAAACACCACAGAUGCUGUUGAAUCAGGGGUUAGGCUGCAGUCAGACCUCUGUCGGAGAAAAACAAACAGAUGGUGCCUUCCCUGGAGACAGUUUUCAGAGAGAGGAUUCAGGUCUGUAUGACUGUGAGGAGUGUAGCGCAACCAGUUCCAGUGAGGAACUGCUGAAUCAAACUCUCAGUCUUAACAUGACCCGUCACUCUGAGCUGCCCAAAAAUGGAACUCUUAAGUCAGAUGCUCAGGACUUUGAUGUGAAUGCUCAGGGCUUGCCCGAAACCAAUUCCCUUGCACUUCAGCGUAAAGGGCAACAGGAGAGUCCUGAGGCUGCUGAUUGGUUCAAACAAGGCAAAAGGACCUCACCAGUUGGCAAGAGCUCCCCCAUAUCUCCUUCGGCCUCCUGCUCCUCUUCACACUCCACAGCUACCAGUGUUAUACUUGGAGAUGCCUUACCUAAUCGCCCCACCGAGGACAUUGAGGAAAUGAAAGCCACUAUCACAGUAACUGUUCAACAGCCACUGGACCUAAAAGGUCAUGAUGAACUUGUCUUCUCUAUGGUGGAGGAGGUGACCAUCAGUGGUGCAUUAAACAGAGGGAGAACAGGAGGAAACAUUAUUUGUAUUGGAGACACUGCCCAAUCACAAGCACGUGUUCAAGGCUUUGCCAGCUCUCAUCCAAUCAGGAUAAUCAGCAAUGUCAGUGAAGAACCUGUAGCUGCAGGCUCCUCUAACACAAACCAAAGCUCUGUAGUUCAAUCCAUAGCUACAGAGGCUACCACUGAAAAACUCCAGUAUCAGUUCAGAAGGGAAAAGAGGUUCUUACCUUCAUUUAUAAAUCCCAUGCUGAUAAAUACAGAUAUGGCUUGUGAGUUGGAAGGUGCAAAAGAAAAAGAAAAUCCUCCUGAUACUUUUACAGGAGUCACAUCACAGGCUGAGCACAGAGUAACUAAUGUCAGAUGUCCUGAAGAUAGAAAUGCUCUUGAGAAGAGAAAUGGGACUUUUGCUUCUGAGACACAUGCCAAAAGGUCUGACAAAGUAUGUGACUCACUUUUUAGCCACAUUUCUUAUGACCCAAUGAUUUUAGAAGAUUCAGCUUUCUGUGAUGAAGCUGCAGAAAACAAAAGGUGUGGUAAGAGACCGAGAAAUACAGACAACAGCCACCCUAGAGACAGGGAGCAUGUUUAUUCCACUAACACUCCAAGGGGUUCAGAGGGUGGAGAAAUCGGUUCCAGACGUGUUGGGAAUGCCCCCAAGAGAAUUGGUGUUUCACCUGGUUGCCAAGAAACCGCCCCUGCUUUCUUUAAAACAGGUAGUUUGCCUAGAGCCUGGCAAAAUGCCAACUACCAGGACAGCUACAAUUGCGGUCACAUGGCUGAAGACCACAGAGACCCAAGGGGGGUGACAUCAUCUACCCCUUGUAGCCCAAGGGUAACUCUUGAGAGGAGGCAGGGCAGACAGCACUCCCCAACAAACCACAGCCCCCAUGUCUCCUCUCCUCAGAAAUAUGGAACAGAGUACAAACAGCAUGCUAGUAGUACUCCCAGAAAAGGAACUGAAUCUUUGUUUGAGACCUCAAGUCUAAGAAUGAAACACGAUCAUAUGAAUGGGAGACUGAAGUCACCCAUUGAGGACAGUAGCAGGCUUUUCAGUGCCAAACUGGAGCAGCUGGCUACCAGGACCAAUUCCCUCGGGAGAUCCCCAAGGGACUUCCCAGCUCUGGAUAGAGGCAGUAGUAACACCUCCAUGAGCUCUAAGGGGAGCUCCAAGGGAAGUUUUGAAGGGACUUGUAAGGGAGGUUAUAAAGGAAAUAACGAGGGAGAUUGUACCUUAUCAAGGGCUAGCAGGAGCCCGAGGAAGAAUCCUCGGGCUGACCAGAGUCAUCACUUCUUUCCUUCUCAAAGCCCUGUAACUCAAUCUGCCAGACAUAUCCAUUCCAAGCUCUCUGCUGUGGGGAAACUUAAGAUGGCUAGCCCCAAAGUCCGUCGACUGUCUGCCCCCAGCAUCAAGAACCUCAGUCUCCCUCACAAAAGCCUCCGGCAGUCCAUCAACCGCAGCGCUAGUCUUUCCCCAGAUGGUAAAACUGUUAGCUUUGAGCGAACAUCCUCAUUCCUCUCCUCGUCCCCUCCACGGUCUUUUCACUCCAUCAGUCGCACUCCGAGCCAGAGCUCCACAUGCUCAUCCACAAAAUCUGCAAUCCAGGGUUUUGUCAAUGGCCGGAUCUCAGACCUCCUUAAGGAAAGGGCCUCUAGCCCCACUUCUGGAGGACUGGACCAAAUGACAACACUUCCCUCGCCGUACAGCUGUGUGACUGCUCCCCGCAUGCCUGAUCACCAGAGUGGGCACGCAAGUGACACCACAAGUGUGUUGAGUGGAGAUCUGCCACCAGCUAUGGGGAAGACAUCCCUGCAUUUCUCUAACAGGAACAGCAUGGUGAGCAGUGGAUAUGACAGCAUGGUGAGGGACAGUGAAGCCACAGGCAGCAGCACCUCAAACAGAGAUUCUGUCAGCGACAGGAGCGGCUCUCUCCUCAGUGUGGCUUGCAGCAGCCGAUCAUCUCGGAGGAGAGGUAACACAGGUACUCACCAGCGUCGUCUUUCUCAUGAUACACCCCUUUCCCUGAGACGCUCGGCUAGCGGUCUGCGUUCUCGCUGGGUGGAUCGGGGAAUUCCAGAGGCCUACGAGAUCAAGGUCUAUGAGAUCGACAAUGUGCAGAGGAUGCAGAAAAGAGCAGGUGCUGGCAAACAGGGGCCUGCAUGCUUCAGCGCCAAGCUGAAGUUUUUGGAGCACCGUCAACAGAGGAUGUCAGAGGUCCGAGUCAAAUACAACAACCUGAGAAGAGAGCUAGAGCAGGCCAAACACAACCUUAUGCUGGAGCCCGCCAAGUGGAACCAAGAGUUCGACCUGUGGCAGACCUUCGCGGUGGACUCCCUGGAGCAUCUGGAGGCUCUUGAAGUAGUGACAGCUCGGCUAGAGGACAGGCUCAACCUCUGCAAGGCCAAUGUCAUGAUGGUCACCUGCUUUGAUGCUGCCACCAGGAGACGGCAUAAAAAGCGACGUCGAAAAACGCCAGAGCAGAGAGCCUUAAAGGGAAUCUGAGUUGAAUUAUAGUGAGAAUUGACACAUGGGUAAAUGAGGGCAACAGGGGGAGCACCCAUCGCUUUUUCUCAGACGCUUAUGUUUUAUCUAGUACAGCUACCUACCUAUCACUGAUUUUUUUGGGAUGAUCAAUUCAAAAUGUGUACAUAUGCCACAUACGUUAACUUAAUGCACACUCUUUGUUCUCAACUACCACCUCUGGUCCCCUUGAAUUAACCAGGUGCUACAGAUUGGAGUUUUGUUCAAUAACAUCUGGCUUCGGAGGGAGGCCAAUGGUCAGGGCCAGUGACAGAGCUACAGUCCAACAGGUAUCUUUUUCCAUAUAUAUCGCAUUAUUCCCUUUUGUAUAUAGAUUUUGGUGCUGAAUACAAAAACUUUAUGAAAAUAAAUGUGUGUAAACUGAUAUAAAAAUGCUUCCAAUGAUUAAAAGGAUGCUGGGUUGAGCCGAUUAUUUAGCAGGAGUCACAGCAAUUUCUCAGUAAGAUGUAAAAACAGCUACUGAACUGUCUGAACAGAUGGAUGAAGGACUGAAGGACGAGGUUUCAGUUCCUUCAAGUAAAUGCCAACAGAAACACCAUUGUGAAUUUUCUACUCUCUUCAUUGGAGGCCGGCCAGUGAUCAAUAAACCGGCUGCUAAAGCACAUUAGUAAAUGAUUGGUGGCAGAAUAAAAAAUGUGGAUUCUACUCUCAGUGUAAUGGAGGAGUAAUUACAUUAAAGGAAUAACGUCAUUGUGUCUGAAGAGCCACGUGGUGAAGUCAGUGAUCCAGUAAUAGAGGAUGGACUGAUGCAUAGUAAUCAAUGGACUUAGACGUACAGCGAAGACACACACACUCGAUGUCUGUUUUGUGAAUCCUAUUAAUCAGCAUGUUGUACACAUUACUGUGAAUAAAUGACCACAGCUCUCAGUGAUUUUCUGUGUUUGUAGACAUUGCAAACUGUGCAUCCUAUGAUUUAGAAAAUUAAAGUCCUUAUGCAGUU
Micropterus salmoides (largemouth bass) is the source of this 7126-nucleotide messenger RNA. RefSeq names its product kinesin family member 26Bb (gene kif26bb). The transcript has 15 exons. The record is from RefSeq and is a predicted model, not a curated record. Gene Ontology annotation, molecular function: microtubule binding; ATP binding; microtubule motor activity. Gene Ontology annotation, biological process: microtubule-based movement. NCBI's taxonomy places the organism in Eukaryota, Metazoa, Chordata, Actinopteri, Centrarchiformes, Centrarchidae. Bases 184 to 6147 code for a protein of 1987 amino acids.